UGUGCUAGAACUAAUGGAAGUUUGUUUAUUCAAGAAUGUAAGAGACUUCGAACGUGUUGAAGAAAAGUAUAAAAAAAUUUACGUCGAAGUUGAAAAUAAAGUGGGUGCGAUCGCAUUACAUGCAACUACAAUUUUUGAAACGAAAUAAGAACUGGCUGGAAAAGAAUUUUAUGUAUCCAAGUGACAUAUUAACGCAAAUUUUAACAGGUUCACAAAAACCGGAAACAGUAGUAGAAAAAUCGUCGGUUGUUCACAUUUACAAAGGAAAAAAAUUAUAUUCUCAGUGUAGUAAGAGGGAAAAAAUUCGAAGAACAAACUGUUUAGUAAAUAAUUUUUCUUUGGAAGAAUUACUCAGUGCAGCAAAAAUGAGCCUCCGGAAACAUGGAAUGCAUAAACAAUCACGUGUUUUACAGUGUCUAUUACAAAAUAUAAGUGUACAAACUAUUUUCAAAAACAAAACUUCAAAAAGGAAUAUGUUUCCAACAGAAAAAGCCUUAAGUAUAUUUGUCUCUGCAGAUCUUUCAAAACAUCAGUAUGCAGUCAUUAGAAAUGAAUCCAUUAAAAUAAAUAAAAACUCGUGGCCUUCAUAUUUCAUGAUACAGGCAGAAAAAAAAAUUGUUACCCACCAAAGAAUACCAUCCAGUUUGGUUCCACUAAAAUUACAUAACAAAAUAACUUCAAAAAACAUAUGGAUUAAUCCUUGUCCAUCGUCAUCAUGGUUUUGUAGACCCAUUAAAGGGUAUAGCCGGAUAAGAUGGUCAAAAGUGCCCCCAAACCAAAUUCGACUUGCUAUAAACCAUUCGAUAGGCGAUAAAAAAAACCAGUCUGUGCCAAGUUUCAACCCUGUAUCUCAUCUGGGAGGGUAGUUACGGGUAAAAAUGUAAUCGCGAAGUUUUUGGCCAAUGUCUCCUAUUUAAUGACAUUCGAAAAUUCUGAAAAAUAUCAGAGACAUUUCUAUUUGUAAGGCACAUAUUACAGAA
This is a messenger RNA of Osmia bicornis bicornis, 980 nucleotides long. RefSeq lists its product as uncharacterized. Lineage: Eukaryota; Metazoa; Arthropoda; Insecta; Hymenoptera; Megachilidae. The record is from RefSeq and is a predicted model, not a curated record. The transcript is spliced from 3 exons. Bases 120 to 866 code for a protein of 248 amino acids.